Molecule: messenger RNA, 867 nt
Organism: Psilocybe cubensis
Lineage: Eukaryota; Fungi; Basidiomycota; Agaricomycetes; Agaricales; Agrocybaceae
Exons: 3
Coding region: 1-867 (288 amino acids)
Source: RefSeq, a predicted model, not a curated record
AUGGCUAUACCAGUUGGAGUAUUCAAUCUCUUUUAUCAACCACAGAAUGUAGAGUACUAUAUAACCCUUAAUCCUACUUCACAGUUCCAGCCCACAAUCUCGGUUUUUCUUCCAGGAGCGACCAGCCAGCAAUGGAAUGUAUCUGGAGACCAAAGCUCGAGCCUGAGAUCUGUAUGCAGUGUCAGCUCAGGAAUGUGCAUAGGCCGCUCAGCGGUGGACAUAAAUAAUACAUUGACAGAGCCAACACCCAUUCUGUGGUAUCUGUCCCCAUCGACAUUUGGACUAGGAUGGUUCUCUGCAAAUAGCAAUGAUGCAGGACCUUGGUGGGUAGUUGGAAUUAAUCCAUCCUCUGGCUUACCUGAGUCGAUAAUCUUGGACAGCGAUGGGUGGGAUAUAUUUUUCCUCCGUCCUGUAGCUACCAUCCAGGGGACAUCAAGUAAGAGCACUGGAUCUUCGACCACAUUUUUAUCUACUUCAAACGCUGGUCACAUCAUAUCGCAGAGCAGUACUACCAUUUAUGAUACCAACACUGCAACAUCGACAACAGCAGCUCCCUUCUUUGCAAGCACAUCCAUAACAAAUGUACCGGCGACACCCACAGCAACAGCACCAUCCACUGGAGAGCAAUCCAAUGGUCUAUCCAAUGGCGAUAUCGCUAGUUUAGCUUCUUCAAUCCCUUUGGGAGUCUUGGGAUUGGUUAUAGGAGUCCUUGGGAUAUACUAUACAAGGAAACAGAUGCAAGCCGGAAAGCCGGUCUGGAAAUCCCUGAAGACGGAUUUUAUAUCUCUUUACCAGCGACCCAGACGAGAUCAUGUUGAAAGAGCCAGCCACGUCACUGGAAACGAGAUUCAUCAGGACCUUAUUUAA